Messenger RNA from Calliphora vicina (urban bluebottle blowfly), 1774 nucleotides. Its product is annotated as transcription factor grauzone-like. Gene Ontology annotation, molecular function: DNA-binding transcription factor activity, RNA polymerase II-specific; RNA polymerase II transcription regulatory region sequence-specific DNA binding. The transcript is spliced from 2 exons. Gene Ontology annotation, biological process: regulation of transcription by RNA polymerase II. Gene Ontology annotation, cellular component: nucleus. NCBI's taxonomy places the organism in Eukaryota, Metazoa, Arthropoda, Insecta, Diptera, Calliphoridae. The record is from RefSeq and is a predicted model, not a curated record. Bases 28 to 1728 code for a protein of 566 amino acids.
AAUUAUUUAAUAAACAAUUGCAUUAAAAUGUCAAUUAAACAAUGUUGCAGUUUGUGUUGCACUGCAUGCUGUGAAUAUCAAUUGCUACAAAACGAAGCGGGGGAUAGCAAUGAAAUCUAUGAAAUCACAGUCAAAUAUUUUGAUCCCAUGCUGCUCACAGAUGAAGAAGGAAAUCCAAAUUAUGAUCAAGAAAUUAAGGUGCUUUGCCAGGAUUGCUGGUUGCACAUCAAUGAUUUUAAUGAAUUUCAACAGAAUGUUAUUACGACUAGGAAUACACUGGAAAAAAGCAACAUGAUAAAGCAAUUAGAAACAGAUAUUAAACAGGAGAAUGUCCAGGAUGAUAAAACAUUUUGGGGAGAUGAGGAGGAAACUGAUAAAAGUGAUGAUGAUGACCAUAGUUUUGAAGAUGUUUAUGUAAAUAAUUAUGAAGAUGAAUGUGAUAACUUGGCAGCAGAUAAUAUCUCUAUAAAUUCUAAUGAGGAUAAUGAUGAUGAUGACGAUGAGAAGCCCUUAAUAACUUUAACAAAAAUAGCCAGUGAUAAAAGUAAAAACAGUGAAAAUAAAGUUAUUGAUGAGGAAAAUCAACUGGAAAAGCCUAAAUCACGUAGAGGAAGAAAAUCUAAAAAUUGUAUUAGCAAAGAUUUGAAAGCUGAUGACAAUGAUGAUGACCUGACAAACGAAAAAUCGCCUAGCAAAAGAAAAAAACUGAAAUUGGUGGAUGAUACCAAAAAAGAGUCAUCGAAUAAUAUAGAAAAAGGUUUGGAGUCGGACAGCUUUAUAGCCGAAUGGAAACCAGAAUUAGAAUGCGAUAUAUGUGGUGAAACUAGUACAAAUUUUCAGCAAUUACGACAGCACUUUAAAGAGCAACAUAAAACUAGAGGCUAUAUUAAAUGUUGUGAGCGCAAAUUUCAUCGUCGCUAUGUAUUGGUCGAUCACAUACGGUUACAUCUAAAUCCGGAGAUGCACAAAUGUGAUAUAUGUGGUAAACCCAGUUCCAGUCAAUAUAAUCUUAAACUUCACAAGAAAAUAAUGCACGAAAGCACAGAGCAAUUUGAGUGCGAAGUGUGUCAUAAAAUGUUCAACCAGAAACCCACCUUAGAGCGUCAUAGGCUGAUACAUGUUACGGGAAGUAAAGAUUUUGUGUGUCAAGAAUGUGGGAAAGCCUAUGUUCUUGAGGUUCAGCUAAAAUCCCACAUCAAAACAGUACACAAUGUUGAUCGUGUCUGCGAUCAAUGUGGCAAAACUAUACACGGCGUAGCAGCCCUCAAGAAACAUUUAAUGGAACAUGCCGGCAUUAAAAGGCCUAAAUUCCCUUGUGAUAAAUGUGGUGCCGAGCUUAACUCACGCAAUUCCUUAAGACGUCAUAUGGCAGCAUUCCAUCAUGAUGGUACAACCAUAUAUGUAUGUGGUAUAUGUGGCAAAGUUGCAUCCAGUGAAAAUGCUUUAUUAACACAUAAGAAGCAUGUUCACAUAGAGGAGCGUAAACAUAAGUGUACGUAUUGUGAUAAAGCAUUUAAGAGGCCCAAGGUAUUGCGCGAACACAUAGCCACACAUACGGGCCAGGAUCUUUAUCAGUGUCCUCAUUGUCCGCAAACGUUUAAAGUUAGUGCCAAUAUGCAUCAUCAUCGCAAAAAAGUACAUCCCAUAGAGUGGGAAGAAGGCAGAAAAAAUCGCUUACAAUUACCAAAAGUUAACAUUAAUCAAGUUAAAAAUCAAGUUGUAAUAUAAAUUAGGAAUAUUUCGAAAGAGUAUUAUAAUAAAUAAAUGAAAAUAU